Messenger RNA from Budorcas taxicolor (takin), 1245 nucleotides. It is a transcript of the gene SELL, whose product is annotated as selectin L. The transcript has 9 exons. Bases 1 to 1146 code for a protein of 381 amino acids. Gene Ontology annotation, molecular function: oligosaccharide binding; sialic acid binding. Gene Ontology annotation, biological process: response to cytokine; heterophilic cell-cell adhesion; leukocyte migration. The record is from RefSeq and is a predicted model, not a curated record. Gene Ontology annotation, cellular component: membrane; external side of plasma membrane. NCBI's taxonomy places the organism in Eukaryota, Metazoa, Chordata, Mammalia, Artiodactyla, Bovidae.
AUGUUUGAGAAAUCUCUUACCUCAGACAAGCUAUGUCCAUGGAAAUGUCAAAAUGUCCAGAGGGGCUUGUGGAAUGUCUUUAAACUGUGGGUCUGGAUUAUGCUCUGUUGUGAUUUCUUUGCGCAUCGUGGCACCGAUUGCUGGACUUACCAUUAUUCUAAAAGACCCAUGCCCUGGGAAGAGGCUAGAGCGUUCUGCAGGAGAAAUUACACAGAUUUAGUUGCCAUACAAAACAAGGGAGAGAUCGAAUACCUGAAUAAGACACUUCCCUUCAGUCGUACUUACUACUGGAUUGGAAUCCGGAAAGUAGAAGGGGUGUGGACUUGGGUGGGAACCAACAAAUCUCUCACUGAAGAAGCAAAGAACUGGGGCGAAGGGGAGCCCAACAACAGGAAGAGUAAGGAGGACUGUGUGGAAAUCUAUAUCAAGAGGAUCAAAGACUCGGGGAAAUGGAACGAUGAUGCCUGCCACAAAGCAAAGAGAGCCCUCUGCUACACAGCUUCUUGUAAACCCUGGUCAUGCAGCGGCCAUGGACAAUGUGUGGAAGUCAUCAAUAAUUACACCUGCAGCUGCGAUUUGGGGUACUACGGGCCCGAGUGUCAGUUUGUGACUCAGUGUGUGCCUUUGGAGGCCCCAAAGCUGAGUGCCAUGGCCUGCAUUCACCCUUUGGGAAACUUCAGCUUCAUGUCGCAGUGUGCCUUCAACUGCUCUAAGGGAACAGACAUAAUUGGGAUUGAAGAAACCACUUGCGGACCAUUUGGAAAUUGGUCAUCUCCAGAACCAACCUGUCGAGUAAUUCAAUGUGAGCCUCUAACAGAACCCGAUUUGGGAACCAUGGACUGUAAUCACCCCCUUGUUGACUUCGGCUUUUCCUCCACGUGCACCUUCAGUUGUUCAGAAGAAGCUGAGUUAAUUGGGGAGAAAAAAACUAUCUGUGGAUUGUCCGGAAAUUGGUCCAGCCCUAGUCCAAAAUGUCAAAAAGUAAACAGGACUAUCUCAAUAAAUGAAGAGAGUGAUUAUAACCCCCUCUUCAUCCCGGUGGCAGUCAUGGUGACCGCAUUCUUUGGGUUGGCAUUUAUCAUUUGGCUGGCAAGAAGAUUAAAAAAAAGUAAAAAGUCUCGGAGAAGCACGGUUGAUGCCUAUUAAACGACCUGCUCUGAAAGAAAAUUCUUUCAGUGGAUCCUUCAAAUCCUCUCAUGAAGUUUUGCUGGUGGCGUCUUCUACAUUGAAGAGGAAAUGUGUCUC